Molecule: messenger RNA, 1085 nt
Organism: Tuber melanosporum (Perigord truffle)
Lineage: Eukaryota; Fungi; Ascomycota; Pezizomycetes; Pezizales; Tuberaceae
Exons: 1
Coding region: 60-980 (306 amino acids)
Cellular component (GO): cytosol
Molecular function (GO): aldose reductase (NADPH) activity
Source: RefSeq, a predicted model, not a curated record
CUCCUCCCCAACCCAUUUCUGCAUCGAUAAGCCAAACUCGAUCGCUAGCCAAUUCAACCAUGGCACCAUCUGCGAAUGCUACCCCACCGCCAUCUGUCUGCCCACAGCCUCCAACUCUCACUCUCCCUACAACUGGUUCUCAACAUCCUCUCUUCCUCUAUGGCACCGCCUGGAAAUCUACCUCAACAACUGACCUCGUAUCUGCCGCUCUUUCGGCUGGCUUCCGGGGCCUUGACACCGCAAACCAGCCAAAGCACUACCGCGAAGAUCUUAUAAGGCCAGCGCUAGCCCUCUUCCCACGUAACUCCCUCUUCAUCCAAACCAAAUUCUCCUCACCGGCCGGUCAGGACCCCGCAACAAUCCCUUACGACCCCACUGCCCCGCUUCAAAAACAGGUCCGUGCGUCAGUGGAACAUUCUUUAGAGAAUCUGGGUGUGGAAUGUCUUGAUGCGCUGCUUCUGCGCUCCCCACUACGUACCUUAGAGGCGACCAUAUCCGCAUGGAAGGUGUUGGAAGGUUUCGUUGCUGCCGGGAAGAUAAAGCAUAUUGGGAUCAGCAACUGUUCACUGCCGAUUCUCGCCGCGCUCUAUUCCAGUCCAGUGAUUUCGGUCCCACCCUCAAUUGUGCAGAAUAGAUUUUACGAGGAUACCGGGUAUGACCUUUCGUUGCUGGAGUUUUGCCGGGAGCACGGUAUCGUCUACCAGAGUUUCUGGACACUCACUGCGAAUCCUGGGAUCGUCAGGAGUGAGAUUGUCAGAAAGGUUGCUGCGGGGAGAGGCUGGACGAGGGAACAGGCAAUGUACGCUCUUGUGUUGGCGUUGGGUAGGGGAUGGGAGGCUGGCGGUGGUGUGUGCGUUUUGAAUGGGACAACGAAUGCGGAGAGGAUGAAAGCGGAUUUGGAAAUUGUUGGAGAAAUCGAUGGAAUCAAGGAAAGUGAUGUGGAGGAAUUUAGGGACCUACUCAAGACGGCGUACAGAUGAAGGGUUGGUGAUUGAGAAAUUGAAAAUAUGUAUUUUUAAUUUGUUCUUAUCAUAUAUACUCGCUAGUAUUCCUUGUCUGGAGCUAGUUGUUGUUUUUUUCAGCCA